ACUUUCAAAUAUCACAUGUGCUUUGGUUGUUGGUGUAAAGAAGACAUUUGAUUUUGUGAAAGCAUGGUGAAAAUAAAAGAAUUAAUGACGCCCAAAACUCCAAAAGUCAAAAAGAGUUUGUCUACACCGUUGAAAACAAAGCAAAAAUCUCCAAAGGCUGAAAAUGUUAAAAUUUCGCCGGCUAAACGUGCAAAGAAUGAACAUCUUGAUACACCCAGACCACCAAAAAUUGCACCGAACAGCGAAAACGAUAAAAGUGCCAAGAAAAAAUCAGAUCAAUUUGUUACACCCAAGCCGCCAAAGCAAGUAAAGUCUGUCCCAAUUAGUGAAAAUGGUAAAAGCGCGAAAAAGCAACAGAAUCAGGUCGGACUUGUUACUCCUAAAUCAGCAAAACAAUUAAAAUCUGCACCGCCUAGUGAAAAUGGUAAAAGUGCGAAGAAACAGAAACAGGAAGAGUUUGUUACUCCCAAGGUACCAAAACAAGUAAAACCCAUGCUGAAUAGUGAAAAUGGUAAAAGUGUUAAGAAGCAACAGGAAAAUCAGAAAUCGCCACCAAACACUGUAAAAGGCAAAGCUGUGAAAAGGCAAUUGGAACAGGAAGAGUUUGUUACUCCUAAACCACCAAAACAAGUGACAAAGUCUGAUGCUGUUAGUGAGAAUGGUAAAAGUGCUAAAAAGAAGGUUCUUACACCCAAACAGCAAAGUCCUAAAGGUAAUAGUGCUAAGAAAAUUGUUAAAAAAUUACCUAAGGGGACUCCAGGUAAAAUCUUAAAGACACACAAAAACAAAAAACUUUCAGAUUUCACAGAAAAUCAGGAAACAAUAACUUUGACUGGUAAAAAGGUUAAAACUGAAAAGACACUUGCAAAUUUUUCAAAAAUAUUUAAUUCUGAUGUGGAGAAAAAGUACAAAAUUUCAGCAUCAGAUGUUGAAAAAGCAAUUACUAAUGUAAUUCAUUUGGCUAAAACUAAUCCUAAGUUACAGAACCAACUUUUCAAUGAAAAAAUCCCAUUGUUCUUGCAAGUAAAUUCAAUUAAAAUCAGCAAAGGACAUGCAAAACUGUUCAGAUUACCUUUAAAACAUUCACUAUUGACUCCAGAUGAUGAAAUCUGUUUGAUUGUCCCUGACAUCAAAGGUAUCAAAAAUAAGGAACAUGAGAAACACUUAGAACAGUAUGAAGAACUAUUAACCAAAAAAGGUGUCAAUAACAUAAAAAAAGUCAUGACUUUCCACGAAUUCAGGACAGAAUACGAAACAUUUGAACUGAGAAAUCGUUUGGUUGAUUUGUAUGACCACUUUUUAGUUGACGGAAGAAUCAGCGGCAAAGUUGUCCGCAAAUGUGGCAAAAUAUUUUACAAGAAACGCAAAGUUCCCAACCCCAUAAAGCUGCAGGUCACCAAACUGAAGGAACAUGUCGAACAGAGUCUAUGCAAAACUCAGUUUACUAUGUCUGCACACAGUGGCAGUCACUUGGUGCAGUUUGGUCACAGUAAAAUGGAAACCAAAGAUCUGGUGGAGAAUUUGUUUAGUCUGAUUGAAGGAUUAGACAAGUUGUAUCCUGGUGGCUUCAAAAACAUUAGGAACUUGCAUGUUUUCACUCAAAGAGCGGCUUCCAUCCCUAUUUUCAUCAAUUUAGCAAAUCAGAACAAAGUGAAAACACCAACAACCAAGAGAUCUAAGACCAAGGGAGCUAAAUCCGUGAAAGGUGAAUUAACAACUCUCACAAAUGUUGAUGUUGUAGUCAGCAGAGAUGGAGACGUUAAAGUCAUCAAGCAGGAUGGUGAAAAGGAACAUCCUGAUGAGUUUGGAGUUGAAGAUUUGUUGAAGCUACACAAAAAGAAGAAAUUUUCAAAGAGGGCUAUGAAAAAAUUGAGGGGUAAGAGUCACAUUGUUGUUGAAAAUGCUAAUGGAACUGUUAAAGAAGAAAAAAAAGAAAAGAAACAGAGAGUAUUGAGUGGAAGAGUGGAGAAGAAGUGGAAAAAGAAUAAGGUUAAGAAGAAUCUUGCUAAACUUGCACCUAAGAAGAAAGUUCAGAAAAAUUGAUGUUUGUUUAUACUUUUAUUCAUAAGACAAAAUAAAUACAUUUUAUAAGUAAA
Aethina tumida (small hive beetle) is the source of this 2096-nucleotide messenger RNA. Its product is annotated as ribosomal L1 domain-containing protein 1-like. Bases 64 to 2043 code for a protein of 659 amino acids. The transcript has 2 exons. The record is from RefSeq and is a predicted model, not a curated record. NCBI's taxonomy places the organism in Eukaryota, Metazoa, Arthropoda, Insecta, Coleoptera, Nitidulidae.